Sorex fumeus (smoky shrew) is the source of this 3134-nucleotide messenger RNA. RefSeq names its product oxidative stress induced growth inhibitor family member 2 (gene OSGIN2). The transcript has 6 exons. The record is from RefSeq and is a predicted model, not a curated record. Lineage: Eukaryota; Metazoa; Chordata; Mammalia; Eulipotyphla; Soricidae. The coding region runs from base 94 to 1746 and encodes 550 amino acids.
GGUGGCCGGCAGCGGCGUCGGGAGCGGCGGCGGCGGCCGCACUUCCGAGCCGCCCGGGCCACGGCGAGACGCGGGCGCGCGGGGCCGCGCUCCAUGCCUGUGUGGUGCUGCCGCUGCUCCCUGACCGGGCACUUCCGAAACUAUAGUGACACAGAAACUGAAGGAGAGAUUUUUAAUUCCUUAGUACAAUAUUUUGGUGAUAAUUUGGGGCAAAAAGUUAAAGCAAUGCCAUUAGUUGAAGAAACUUCUUUACUUGAAGAUUCUUCAGUGACUUUGCCUGUGGUAAUAAUAGGAAAUGGACCCUCAGGAAUAUGCCUUUCUUACAUGUUGUCAGGCUACAGACCGUAUUUAUCAUCAGAAGCAAUACAUCCCAAUACAAUCCUGCAUAGUAAAUUAGAAGAAGCGAGACAUCUUUCCAUUGUUGAACAGGACUUGGAAUAUUUGUCUGAAGGCCUUGAAGGUCGAUCAUCCAAUCCAGUUGCUGUACUUUUCGACACACUUCUUCAUCCAGAUGCCGACUUUGGGCAUGAUUAUCCAUCUGUUUUGCAGUGGAAAUUAGAGCAGCAUCAUUAUAUUCCUCACGUAGUUCUUGGUAAAGGUCCACCAGGUGGAGCUUGGCAUAAUAUGGAAGGGUCCAUGUUGACAAUCAGUUUCGGAAGUUGGAUGGAGCUACCUGGACUUAAAUUUAAAGACUGGGUGUCUAGCAAACGAAGGAACCUGAAAGGGGAUAGGGUUAUGCCGGAUGAAAUAGCUCGCUACUAUAAACAUUAUGUUAAAGUCAUGGGUCUCCAGAAGAAUUUCCGAGAGAAUACCUACAUCACCUCUGUGUCAAGACUUUACAGAGAUCAAGAUGACAAUGAGGGUCAAGACAAAGAUAUUUCGACACAGCAUUUACAGAUGGAGAAGUCAAAAUUUGUCAAGAGAAACUGGGAGAUCAGGGGUUAUCAGCGAGUAGGGGACGGGUCCCACGUUCCUUUCUGUCUCUUUGCUGAGAAUGUGGUUUUGGCAACUGGAACAUUGGAUUCUCCUGCCCAUCUGGAAGUUGAAGGGGAAGAUUUUCCCUUUGUGUUUCAUUCAAUGCCUGCAUUUGGAGCUGCUGUAAACAAAGGGAAGUUUCGUGGCAGAGUGGAUCCAGUGCUGAUCGUUGGGUCUGGGCUCACUGCAGCCGAUGCAGUGCUGUGCGCUUAUAAUAGCAAUAUCCCCGUGAUCCAUGUCUUUCGCCGGCGAGUGACUGAUCCGAGCUUAAUUUUCAAACAGCUUCCAAAAAAGCUUUAUCCAGAGUACCACAAAGUCUAUCAUCUGAUGUGUACUCAGUCUAACUCUGGGGACUCAGAUCUUCUCUCUGAUUAUACCAGUUUUCCUGAGCACCAUGUGCUCGCCUUUACGUCGGACAAGAAGUGCGUUCUUCAGAGUAUCUCUGGGUUGAAGAAAGUAUUUAAACUCUCUGCAGCAGUCGUACUAAUAGGGUCUCAUCCCAAUCUGUCUUUUCUCAAGGAGCAAGGGGCCUACCUGGGCCAUAAAUCAAGCCAGCCAAUCACAUGUAAGGGUAAUCCUGUCGAAAUCGAUGCUUAUUCCUAUGAGUGUGUCAAAGAAGCCAGCCUCUUUGCACUGGGUCCUUUGGUCGGAGACAAUUUUGUUCGAUUUUUAAAGGGCGGGGCACUGGGCAUUACACGCUGUUUAGCUACAAGACAGAAGAAAAAGCAACAUUUAUUUGUUGAAAGAGGAGGAGGAGAGGGGAUAUCUUAAAACAAGCUUACAAACAGUCAUAUGGACAGUUUACCUUUAAAGAUUUUUAACAGUGUACUGAUUGAGUUUUCUGAACUUGAAUCCACUGGAAAAAGGCUUCAUAGACAUUAACUUCAUUUUUUAAAGUUCCAGAAACUUGGUGUCCUAAUUUCCAUGGUAACAUAUUGAAGUUGUUACUGUCAGAAAAGCAGGGGUGGUGGAAGAAUGCCAGUUUGGUUUAAGUUCUCACUUAACUAAAACAUCUGUUUUCGAAGACUUUCUGUGAUCACUUUUGAUUAUUUCUUGUUUGAUUCCCACAUCGUACAGCUUCAAAGCCACACAAUCAUUGGGCCAGAAAUUGUCCCUUGAUACCCCUGUAGAGGUAGUGCAGAGGCCAGACAUGUCGGCUUUGUGUGUGGCUUCUAGAAAUGUGCAUUCAGGAUCACUUACAUGAUCAGAAAUGUUUUUUUAGUGAGACCCACAUGGAAUAUUUAUGUUUAUUAAGGUUUGUGGCACACAGGUCUGAUGAAGUGGGAUAAUGUAUAUUUGUUCAGAGGGGGUCAGGGGUAAGAGGAUUUCCAACUCAGGGCUUAUUUAUUUUAAGAUUAUCAAUGUAAAUUUAAUUUAUUACCAAAUCUUGGUUUUUAAAAAUAUAUAUUGUUGGAACCUUGACAGAUUCGUCUAUAUUGUCAGCUUCUAAUAAUGUAAACAGUCUUAAGUUUAUACUAAUUUAAGCAGUUUAGCACUGUGGGCAUACGUUUAGACAUUCAGCAACCUGCUAAGGUAUUUCUUUAGAGAUUUAUUCUCUAACAAUCAAAGCAAUCUAAUUUUUAGUUCAAUAAAUUGUAAAUAGAACUAUUUAUCCCUGUAUGAACACUGAGGUAAUUUCUAUCACUGAAACAGAGAUAUAGGGCAUACUUGUAAUAAUGUAAUUAUUAUGUGAUUUGGGCAUAAUAUUUGGGUAUUUCCAGAAUUAUUAAAAGCUUAAAUUUUAAAUAUAGUGAAAACCUACCUGUCUUUUUCCAUUCCCAAGAUUACUAACCGUGCCAUUUGUCCAUUGGAGAUGACAGAGCAGCUCUUACUCAUGUGUUUGUCCUGAAUUAAUAUGCUCUAAUUCUGAUUUAUCUUUACUUAGGUAUGCUGUUUUCACACUUUUCAUAAUUUUUAUGGUUUUACAGAUCUAAUCUCUCCAUGGCAAACUGAAUGUCUUGGUCCUUUUUUUUCCCUUUUUUUGGGGGGUGUAAAAAUUAUUUUUUCUGGAUUGUGUUCAUUUAACAUCUAAUUCUGUUUUUUUUUUUCUUAAAAUAAAAAUAAGGAACCAAAAAUUAAAUGUCAGCAUUCUGUUCAUCUUGUUGCAAUAUCAUGUGCCUUCAAGGUCAUCCACCUUAUAAUAAACUGCUGAGAAUACA